AUGAAUAAAGUGGAACAUUUCGGCGAGGUCUUCGGGUCGUCACAAAACAGAAGCAGGAACCCUCUGCAAGUGAUCACAAAUAUGUUCAAGCGACGGAACGCGGAUCCAUUGGACGACGAGUAUGUCGAUGAGCUAGACUGUGCGGGACAACCACAACGACCUCUAUCCGCCAAUCCAUUCACGAGACCGCAGAUUUAUAACGGAGUCCGAUCUCCCACGCUCAGUUUAGGUAAUCGUUUGCGGCCCACGUCUCCGCUGAACAUUCCGAGCGGGAGGUACAGAACCACAUCAGCCGAAGACAUCCUCUCAAUAUCGCCGUCUCUUCGAAACGCGCGAAGUCUUCAGGAAGACAUGGAACUACUACGCCAAAGUCGACAAGACAAUCCAUACAUCCAACAGCAGAUCGAGAAAUUCUCCGUUCUCUCUGAAGGGCUCUCAAGGUUUGACGGGCAUUCCCUUCACCACCAGGAUCACGCCAUGCCGGACUCUCCGGCAACCGUUCCCGACGAUCAUCAACAGUUGCUCUUUUCCUCCAGUCCGAAGGACGAAGAUAUUUUGUCAAUUACGUCUCAGAUGGACAACCGCCAUGAGGACCUCCACCAACACUUGAUUCGCUCCCCUCCCCCAAUGUUUCCUCAGGACGUCGAACAAUUUGUUUUCGAAUUCUCAAGGACCACCUCGCCCCAGCACAUUCUCAGCAGUCCCAGUAGCAUUCGAACCCAUCGACAACAUGACUCUUUCGGGUCCUCAACCCCCGAACGCGGUCGACUAUCGAGAGCCGACGGAAUCCACUCUCAACGAUCACAAGAUUCCUCGAGAGGGACUCCGCCGCAAACAAGUUGGCCGGCCUCGAUUGCUGUGCAGAGUGGGGUGAAGCCAUUAGCUGAGAUGCCACCUUCAGAGAACGCAUCCGCUGUCCCUAUCAUGGGUGCGAUCAAACCCGCCUGGAAACGAUGUACAAGUCCACUGAGCAAAGACCCGGAACCAGAUCAGGAGUCGUUGCUGGUCAAAUCGUUCGAUUCGGCGUUCUGA
Messenger RNA from Galendromus occidentalis (western predatory mite), 1032 nucleotides. RefSeq lists its product as uncharacterized. The record is from RefSeq and is a predicted model, not a curated record. NCBI's taxonomy places the organism in Eukaryota, Metazoa, Arthropoda, Arachnida, Mesostigmata, Phytoseiidae. The coding region runs from base 1 to 1032 and encodes 343 amino acids. The transcript is spliced from 8 exons.